AGCUCGAAGUAAUCGCUAAAACACACCUGUGUCUUUCUGUAUAUCUGCUCCGUGUUUCCCCCUGUUGUCUCUGAGCUUUAUUCGACCUAAUUAAGCGACCCGACGAGCUGUAACAUCCCGGUCCGUGAAACUGUCAAGGCAUUGAAAGCCCAUGAGUCGCAGUCGGAACCCCCCUCCUCGGGGUCAAGGGGCAGCACGGGCCAAACAGAUGGGGCUGCUCCUCGACCUGUCCCCGGAUGGAGGGAUGGAUGACGAUGGAAAUGAUGACGAGCUGGAGGCAGAGCUGCUUAAUCUGGUGGGAGGAGGUGGAGGGGGGAGAUCACAAGGGAAGAAAGGUGAAGGGCGAGCUCCUGUUGCCAUGGCUGAAAUUGAGCGAAUGGCAGCUCUCUGUAUGAAAGACCUGGAUGAUGAUGAAAUGGUGGACGAAGACUUGGAUGAUGAUGAAGAUCUGCUGGCAGAACUGAAUGAAGUUUUGGAGGAUGAUGAGCAAGAUACUCCUGCUCCAACGCCUCCUGCCGUCACACCGACAGCUCCUAAAAGAAGCGUCGCAUCGCACCCUUCCCCUCCAGCUGCUCCCAGUGGUGCAACUGGGUUGGAGUCCCGCUUGUUGGAACGCAUUGAAAUGUAUAAGACAGCCAUAUCUAAUGCCAAGUCUGCAGGCGAAACAAGCAAAGUGCGAAGAUAUGACCGUGGAUUGAAGACGUUACAGUCCAUGUUAACAUCUGCCAAGAAAGGAAAGCCAGUCAAUGAGGAGGAGAUGCCUCCCCCUGUUGCUCUCGGAGGAAAGUCAAACGUCACAGCCGAGUCUGAACCAGUUAAGGAACGAGAACUGCCAGAGCUGAUCCCCUCCCCUCCCACCAACCAGAAACCUCUGAGGGAGGCGGCGGCAGCAGCUCCGAACACUAAGCCACAGCAUCUGACUCCACCCCAAAAACCUGCUGCUGCAAUCACCCCAGAAACGCCUGCUAUCUCUCCCCUCACCCCCAGCCAGCCUGAUGGACAGCACUCAGAGCUGAAACAAGCAGUGAUGUCCAGACAGAGGGAGUAUAAGAUGGCUGCCAUACACGCCAAACAGAGCGGUGACAUUAUGCAGGCCAAACAGCACUACCUCAUUGCCAAGAAGCUCGACGGGCUGCUGGAGGCGCUGGACCGAGAUGAACCAGUACACCUGAGCUCACUUCCUCCUCCUCCUGGAGAAGUAGUAGCAGAGCAUCGUGCACCUCCUCCUCAGUCCUCAUCCAAAUCUGCUGCUCCUGCGGCUCCUGCACCCAACCAAGUCGCCGCUGCUGACCUGCCUGCUCCCACCAGUUUGGCAGAAGCCCUGCAGCAGCGGAUGGACAUAUACAAGUCGGCAGCAGAGGGAGCCAAGAGCAAAGGAGAUGAUCGCAAGGCUCGCAUGCACCAGCGGAUUGUGAAGCAAUACCAGGAUGCCAUCAGAGCUCACAAAGCCGGCCGACCUGUCAGCCUGUCUGAUCUCCCUGUGCCACCAGGCUGUCCGCCACUUCAGGGCUCAGAGGGGGGUCAGCAGAACUUCAUGGGUGUCCUGGAAACGGCCAUGAAAAUAGCAAAUCAGGAUGCAGACGCAGAAGAUGAAGACGAGGAUGGACAAAGAGAGGCUGCCAAGCCUGCGGUGCGUCCACCUGUCCAGAAAGCAAAGUCUCCGGCUCCUCAGGCCCCCGGAGGCUCCUCGGCUCCAAAACUGGGACCUAAAGCCCAGCAGCAAGUGGAUUUCCUGUUGCUAAGGCGACAGGCUUUUUUGCGUGCAGCGCUGCGCUCUAAGCAGAUGAAGGACAUGACGGGAGCAGCGCAGCACCUCAGACACGCCAAGGGACUGGACCCCAUGAUCUCUGCUGCCAAGUCUGGCCUACCUGUUGAUAUCACCAAGAUUCCAAGCACUCCAGUAGGCGAGGAGGAUUACUCCCUGUCUCGCUCCCGCACCUCUCCUGUCUCCCCUCGCUCCAGCGAGCAGUACCGUGGCCUCAUGGAUCUUUUACGAAAGCAGCACGAGAAAUGUCUGAGCUGCUCUCAACAGUUCACACAACUGGGCAGCGUGGCUGAAGCUUUAAAGUUUGAGAAACUAAUUGAAGAGUGCAUGAAGAGCAUAGACAUCCUGAAGAAUGCCCACGCCAAGGGUCACCCGGUUCCCAAGUGCCGCACAGAGGAGAGGACCUUCAACUCUGUCAAGAUCUACCAGAACCUGACACUUAAUGACCUGGUGCUGUACAUCAUCCGAGGCAUCAACCUGCCGGCUCCCUCAGGUGUCUCACCUAAUGAUCUGGAUGCCAGUGUGAAGUUUGAGUUUCCUUUUCCUAGCGCGGAGGAGGCUCAGAGGGACAAAACCAGCACAGUGAAGAGCACCAACAGUCCAGAGUUUAAAGAGCAGUUCAAACUCAACAUCAACCGGGGCCACAGAGGCUUUAAACGAGUUGUCCAAUCCAAAGGCAUCAAGUUUGAGAUCACACACAAAGGAGGCCUGUUUAAGACAGACAAGGUAGUGGGCACUGCUCAGCUGAAGCUAGAGGCUCUGGAAAACCACUGUGACUUUAGAGAGAUCAUAGAGGUGAUGGAUGGACGUAAAGCUACAGGUGGCAAGUUGGAGGUGAGAGUAAAGAUCAGAGAGCCGCUGUCAGGAGUCGAUCUGCAGCCGAUGACUGAGAAGUGGUUGGUUCUUGAGCCGGUCUCGCCGCUUUCGCCUCCGGAGAGACAAAAGGAAAGAGCUCCAUCUCCUCGCUCUAAACCCAGACAAGAAGCGAGCAGCAGGAGCAGUCACCCCAACAACUCUCCUCCACAGUACAAACUCCACAGCUUCAGCCUCCUCAACUAUGACAAGGAGCGGCUGGAAAGAAAGUUGGCAGAGUACCGAAAGAACCGGCGGGAUCCUCCGCCUGACCUCAUCCAUCAAUACAAAGAGGUCACACACAGACUGCAGUGGCAGAAAGCACAGCUGGAACGAGGCUCCCCUGCUCUGCUCACAGAGUAUGAAAAUGUGCUGCAGCGGUUCGUCCAAGGGCUUUCUGAGUCUGUGAAAAAAUACUCCAGCCAAGGCAACAGGGAGGCUGCAAAGGAUGCACUGGGCAGGCUGAAGAUGGUAGAGAGUGAGCUGGAGUCGCUGAAAAGGAAACGCAGUGGAUGAGAGGAGAAUAAGGAAGUUUGAGACUUGGCUGGAGCACUGUUAUCUCUCUCUCUCUCUGUCUCUCUCUAAUACACACUCAUAUACAAACACUACAGUGGAACAGCAUUCACCUUCAGCAUGAUUCUGUCCUGCAAAAUGUCCAAGACAACUGCAUGAACCAGCCAACUAAAUCCGUCAGUCGCUCUUAUAACUUGUGUCACAUGUGGUCAGUCACCUGCCACAAUACGUAAACAAACAACUGUAAGGGACGCAGAAAUUCAAGAAAGCAUUCAAAUGUAUAAAGAGCUAAGGGAGAUGUAGAUUUAUUUGCACUUAAACAAAUCAGACACUACAGAAAAGUGCUUCUAAAGUACGGCUUUCCGGACUUUACAUGUGUUCUGUUAAUGGUUUUCUUGAUUCCCAACUUCCUUUGAGAAGUGUUGGUGAAGGUAUCGUCAAUGUUUUACAUUUUACACCAGCUGACAGUCUUUUGGUGUCCAAAGAUGACCAAAAAAAUGUGUGUGUGCAUGUGUGUGCGCGCUCUGAGGUGUAUUUAACCAGCGGACUGAGGUGUUUUUAACCCUUUUUCCCGUAUUUUAUGUGUGUAAUGAGCUUAAUCUAAUCUGUCUGCUCCAGUGUUCCCAGAUUACAGUAAUCUGCUCCGUUUGGAGUGCUGUGAUAUGGGAAUAAAAAAAAAGGGGGCUUCAGGGUGUCGCAGCCUACAUCCCAUAAUGAGGGAUUAGUGUUUAUGUCGCCAAGGAGACGACUAGAUCAGACGUAGAGUCGCCUUUGGGGGCUGGGAAGAGGUGGUGUUAAUAGCGUGCCAUGAAUGUGGUAGAAGCUUAGCUUUGCUGAGGGAUUGCUGCUCCUUCUUCUUCAUCAGCUGUUUUCUCUUUGUUGUUUUCCUCAUCUUCACUUUCGUCAUACUAAUUCCUCUGCAGAGAUUAUUCAGACUGUCUAGUAAUAGGUCGUCCCACUCGGAAUUUAUUUUAACUCCUAAACAAUAUUAAGUCCAUUGUGCUGUCGAUUAGAAAAUAAUUAACAGCUGCUGCGUCAGUGUGCUGCUUUUUUUUUUUUUUUUUUCUCUCCACAGAGUUUGGUGAACUCACUUUCACAAAAACAGACUCUGUCCCGCUGAGCUCUCCAGUAGCAGCACAGUGGAGGCUGAAAAGUCUGCCCACAGGAUGGCAACCCAAUAUGUGUCAGUAUGGCGAGGUAAUUGCUCAUUUCUAUUUCUGUUCCCCCACAGACGUCCCUGUCAUAGUCUUCCUCUCUACAUUACACACUACUGAAUGAAGUCAAGGGGACAAAAUAGAGACACAACCAGUGAAACUUCACAACAUGUAGUUUCCAGCUGACAAACACACAGGAAUUAAUCAUUUGCCACAACAACACUUAACGUGACUAAAGCAUCACACUGCCACCAUGCAUUCUGUGCUCUAGUUAACGCCGUAGACAGAUGUUUCCUCUGUGUGCUCGACAACCUGACAGCACAUUCUGUGGGAUCCACGUCGAUUGCAUCCAGCAGGGAUGAGCAGACUACUUUAAAUGAGCCUUACUGUAUGUUUUAAUUCUUCGGUGUUGAUGAUUUCUCCACUAAUAGUUUUUUUGGUCACGUGACACACGAGAUAAUCGCGUGUUCGCAUUAAUCCACCCGCUGCCUCACUCCAUUAGCAAAUAAUCCUGGUUAAAGUUGGCCCUCCAUCGUCUGUGGUGAUUUUAUGUGACGCUCCUUCCCCCACUUUCUUUUUUUUUUUUUUUUUCUAAAUCAAGAGAGGAUAUCUUCUGAGUCUUUGUACAUAUUUUGGUCCUUCUGGUCACCUGAUAUUUUUGGUGGAAGGACAGAUAGAUAAACGUCUGCUUUCUAUGGCAUUGAAACUUUUUAGGUUUAACACAGUUAAAGGACUACAGCAAUCUACUUGCAAACUUUAUCGAAGGGAUUUCAAUGCAACACAAUUUCAGAUCUUUGGAUGUACUUUUCUGGUUUACAUUAAUUUCCAUGUCACUUUCCAGACUCUUCAAACUUUGAGUUUGAGCCAAACAAAUCUCCAUUAAUGUUUGUCAUCGUGGCGCAUUUUAUGCAGUGGUGCAGUUUAAAUACAGAUUUAUUUGAAAAGCUCUGCAUUAAGAAAGAUUUAAAUAAUGUAACUUUGACGAACAGUAAUGGUGACUCAGUGGAUUACACAGCUUAAGCAAUUUUCAAGGGUCCGCUAAUGGUUUUCAUAUUGCACAGAAGUGAAUGUAGCCCAAAGGCUGCCUGAAAUUGUACAAAAAAAAAAAAACUGAGGCAGCAACUGAUUACUGAGUAAUCCUCCAAUUAUUUUCUGUUUAAUGCAACACAGUUUUCUAAAACCCAAAGCAAGCUCUCCAGAUUUGUUUGUUUUGUCCAGCCAACAGUCUAAAACCCUGAGAUAUUCAGUUUACUCUCCCACAAGUCGAUAUGCUCGCAGUUUAACGGCUGAAACGAACAAAACAUUUGGUGUUUUGCUUGAAAAACAACCUAAAUUAAUAUAUAAAUCAUGCCAGAUGUUUUUAAAAAAAAACUAAACUACACACAGCACCAGAAAGACUAACUGUAAUGGAAAGUGAGUCUGAGUUGGGCUAAAAAAUGUGCAAAACCACUGGCAUGGUCAAGGGAAAAAAAAAUGGUGAUAGUGUAGCUCUGAUGUGACUCUGUGUAGCAGCUGCACGUUUUAGCCCAAACAAAAAGGGCAUCUGCGCAGCACCCCCUUUUUUUUUCGUCGCCCCAAACACACAAACACACUCCUGCCACAUCACCCCACUCCUCAAAUAACCUCGUGGCCUCUGAGGCUGUCCUGUUGUCGUGGCAACAAGCUCAUCAGCAUUCAGUGUGGUAGCUGGAUGGUCAGGACCCGGCAGAGGGACAUAUUGUUAAAGUUUGUCCUGCUGGUGACUCACACUCCUUUCUCGCAUAUAAAACACACACACACACACACACACUCCUUCUCACUCUUUCUGUUUUUAAAUUUUUCUGUCUCUUCUCCUCAUGUGUUGUUAUUGAUCUGAACUGGUGGAUUGUUUAUCAUUGUUGUUCAUACCAUCCUCCUGAUCAGCUGGAGUACAUGUAUUCAUCUAUUGUUGACUUUUUUUUUUUUUUUAAUCCGUCGAGUCAUGUAAGGGCAAUCAGUAUAAAUGUAAUAUUUAUAUAUGGUAAAUAUACGGCAUAUUAUGCUCUGUCUCUAUUUUUAAGUGUAAGUCAUGAUGAUUGGUGAAGCUCAGAGCGGGAAUGUAUGAAGGCCUGAUUGUUCAGGCUUUACUACCUGAUGUAUGAGGUUGGUGUUGAUAUGAAUAAAAUGUUAAAACAGCA
Molecule: messenger RNA, 6440 nt
Organism: Stegastes partitus (bicolor damselfish)
Lineage: Eukaryota; Metazoa; Chordata; Actinopteri; Pomacentridae
Gene: cc2d1a
Product: coiled-coil and C2 domain containing 1A
Exons: 28
Coding region: 152-3133 (993 amino acids)
Molecular function (GO): DNA-binding transcription repressor activity, RNA polymerase II-specific
Source: RefSeq, a predicted model, not a curated record